Molecule: messenger RNA, 693 nt
Organism: Symbiodinium sp. CCMP2456
Lineage: Eukaryota; Dinophyceae; Suessiales; Symbiodiniaceae
Source: the annotation of a GenBank genome assembly
AUGAGGCCGGAAACGAACACGCUGCCCAGCCUGGACCCGGGUGAGGACAGCGAUUAUGAGGCAGUUGUUCCAGGCGGUGCAGUGAAAGGUGGUCGCUUUAUGAGGUGGGGUGGUCUGCAUGGUCGCCUCUGCCUCGCAGAUGGUGCCCUGGCCGUGGAGGACGGCGAUGCGGGCGAAUUGCCAUCUCGGGCGGCUCCACCGCUCCAGGAUUACUUGGACGAGCUCUUGAUGCCGGCUGUGGAUGCUGAGGACGAGGAGGAAGCGCAAGCAAAGGAAGCCAGUCGACUUGCUCUGGAGAACGCACCCUCUGCAUCUGCGGCAGAAACGUCGGCCAUUGUGCUCUAUCAGUGGAGUUUCUGCACAUUGACGGAUCAUUUUUCUGCUGCAGAGGUUGACCAGUCGGAGGUGAGAAAGAUGUUUGCCAUCGAGGACAGCAAGCCCAACCAUCGCUUGUAUACGGAGGAAAUGCAAGUGAUUUCCCAAGUCGCUAUCGGAAACUAUCUCCUGCGCCAGCAGCAGGGUAUGGAGGUGGUGCAGAAGGCCAAGGAAGAUGAAGCGAUUCGGAAGAGGCGCGUGACCGAAGGAUCCAAGGAACAGCUUCCGGGCACGAAGCAACCACUGGCCGUCAGCCAGGCAUGGCAGGAUCACCUCGGCGACUCGGAUGCUCUGGGAAUCGAUGUUUCACGCACUUGA